Molecule: messenger RNA, 3857 nt
Organism: Bursaphelenchus xylophilus (pine wood nematode)
Lineage: Eukaryota; Metazoa; Nematoda; Chromadorea; Rhabditida; Aphelenchoididae
Source: the annotation of a GenBank genome assembly
AUGCUCCCAGCUCCAAUCCGGAGAUUCUCAACUCAUAUGGAUUUUGUUGGCCAACAGAAAGCUGAAAGAAUUAUGCAAGUAAGAAAAGUAGUCCCUGAUUACGCCAGCUAACAAUAUGUCGUCAUCUUCAUUGUUUUACAGGUGAUUCUAGUGAUCAGUGGAAUUAUUGGAUUCUUGGUCGGCUUCUGGUUCGAGAGGAUUUCUUUCAUGGUCUUCACCAUUCUCGGAGGAUCGGCUUUCGCUGGACUUAUUAUGUUACCGCCAUGGCCAUGUUUCCGGAGAAAUGCACUUAAUUGGCAACCAGCUUUGCAGUAAGUAUCAAUUUCUUAAACAUUUGUACGUUUUAGGCCUGAUGAUACACAGAAGAAGGAAAAAGAGGAAGGUAGCAAGAAAAAGAAGAAUUAAUUCCCAUUGUGGUUGUUUAUUCGAUUAUUUAUUAAUAAAAUAUUUGGUAGAUAACUCUAGCUUUUCUUUCUUUGGUUUUAAUCCAACGGAAUAUAACAAAAGAAACGAACAUAAAGUAAUGUAACUUCUUGGUGUAUGAAAAGUUAAACUGUCCUUUUAAAGAUGUAUCGUCUACCAACGGCGUUACUGCGAUAUGGAAUGAGGUCAACAGGAAGUUAUGCGAGGAGAGCAGGUGUUUCUAAUUGGAUUUUUAUGAAUAAAAAAUUGGGCUAUAAUAAUAUACAGCCAAAUGUAGUAAAUCGACGUCUCUUUUCAUCGGACUCAAAUGAAGGCGGAGAUGGAAAUGGAAAGGAGGGGAAGCCUGAGGUUGAGGAGACGGCUCUCGAGCACACUCCCGUCGACUUUGUUUCUCAAGUAAGGUUAUCUUGUUUCCCUGUUGUAUUAGUCAUAUUCAGGUUUUGUCGCCCGUUUCAUUCCCAGAACACUUUCCAAAUGUUCCAGUAAUUGCUAUUAACCGUUAUCCUCUUUUUCCAGGUUUUAUCAAGAAGGUCGAUGUAAGUUUUUCUUUAUAGUCGUCAUUUUUGCAUUCUUAGAUCGUUGAUGAAACACUGAAAGAUCUUAUUCGGAGGAAAGUCCAGCUGAGGCAACCAUACGUUGGGGUGUUUGUAAAAAGAAAUGACGAGUAAGUAUUAUACUUUUCUUACAUAUCAAAAAACAUUUUAGAAGUUCUAAAAGCACAGUCGCCUCAUUAUCAGAAGUCUAUCAUACAGGGUCGUUUGCACAUAUCAUGGAAAUGCGGGAUCAUGGAUCGUAUCUGGAGCUGGUGUUAAAUGCUCACAGAAGGAUUAGGAUUCUAGAGAAACUGGACGACACUUCGGUCUUGGAUUCUGAAGCCACAAAGGGUGUAUCGAAAAUAAAUGGGAGGAGGGUGAAGAAAGUAAAGGACGACAGGAAGAAGAAGGAAAUUCCGGAGGACCCUGUUCAUUCUGGAGAUGCCAAAAGUUCAGAGAAAUCGGAUAAGCUUGUCUUUGCAAAAACUGAAAAUGUCACCAUUGAGAACAUUGAGAGGACGGUAGAGAUGAAGGUUUGUGACCUUGCCAUUGUGGAUGAUACAGUUUAUUGGAGCUAUUGAGUUUAACAAUGUUUUAGGCAUCAAUGCAAGCGAUUGUCCAGACCGUCCGUGAUAUCGUCCAAUACAGUCCUCUCUUCGCACAGCAAAUUAAUCUUCUUUUACAUCCCAAUCAAAAUGUAGUCGAGAACCCUGUUUAUUUAUGUGAUCUGGUGGCUACUCUUGUUCAGACCGUUGAAACAGAAGAUCUUCAACAAAUGAUGGAGGAGACUAAGGUAAAUCUUUGUUAGAUUUUUUUCUUAUGCGUUUAGAUCCAAAGAAGACUAGAACUGGCUUUGGAAUUUCUGGAAAAAGAGAAAACGGUCGCCAAACUGAAGCAUGACAUAAACAAGGAUGUCGAAAAAAAGGUCCAAGAACAACAUAGGAAGUAUCUGUUGAACGAACAGGUAAAAUUCGUUAUAUGUAUUGAUGUGAUGAUGAUUAAUAUGUUUAACUUGCUCUUUGAAGUUGAAAGCCAUCAAGAAAGAGUUAGGUCUCGAGAAAGAUGACAAACAGACAAUCGUUGAGAAGAUGGAAGAGCGUCUUAAGGGUCUAAAUGUGCCUGAAUACGCAAUGAAGGUGAUCAAGGAAGAACAACAAAAGAUGAGCUUCUUGGAUCCUCAUUCCAGCGAGUUCAGUGUUUGCAGGUAUGACAUUAACAACUUGACAUUCCAUUUAUCUAGAAAUUACCUUGAUUGGCUGUGCAAUAUCCCCUGGGGCAAGACAGCCGAAGAAAACCUGGAUUUAGUAAAGGCGGAGCAAAUCUUAAAUGAGGAUCAUUAUGGAAUGAAAGACGUAAAAGAUCGAAUCCUUGAAUUCAUUGCUGUCGCCACUCUCAAAAAGUCAGCCGGUGGCAAGAUCCUCUGUUUCCAUGGGCCUCCGGGAGUUGGUAAAACAAGUAUUGCCAAGUCCAUCGCCCGAGCUCUGAAUCGAGAGGUAAGGGUAAUGUUUUGAAGGAUUUGUUUCUUCAGUACUUCCGUUUCUCCGUUGGUGGAAUGACUGAUGUUGCUGAAAUAAAAGGACAUAGACGAACUUAUAUUGGAGCUAUGCCCGGAAAGAUGAUCCAAUGUUUGAAGAAGGUCCAGGUGGAGAACCCUUUGGUUCUAAUCGAUGAGGUCGAUAAGAUUGGAGGAGCAGGUAAGUUAUUUUUACUUUAUUCACCUCAAACAAAUUUGAAAUUACUAAUUUGGUUUAUAUUUUAGGUUAUCAUGGGGAUCCGGCCUCAGCUCUCUUAGAGUUGCUGGAUCCAGAACAGAAUGCCAACUUCAUGGAUCACUUUCUGGAUGUUCCUGUUGAUUUAUCCAAGGUCUUGUUUAUCUGCACGGCGAAUGUGAUUGAUACUAUUCCCAGCGCUCUUAGAGAUCGAAUGGAAUUAAUUGAAGUAUCCGGUUAUGUUGCUGAGGAAAAGCUGAGCAUCGCUAAAAGUUAUCUUAUCCCGCAAUGCAGGGAAUUGUGGUAAGCUUUAAGUACCUGUUAUUGGAGAUCACAUUGCUUUAGUUCAUUGAAUGAAAAGGAACUGGUUUUAUCAGACGAAUCAUUGGAAACCCUUAUCAAGCAUUAUUGCCGGGAAUCUGGAGUUAGAAAUCUUCAAAAACAUAUUGAGAAAAUCUUCAGAAAAGCAGCCUAUGAGCUGGUUAAAGCCCGCUCUACGAAUGAAGAAAAGGAUACUGUGGUUGUUACAAAUGAGAAUCUCAGCAAGUUCGUCGGAAGAGAGAAGUUUACCAGUGACAGAUUAUACGAACAAACACCACCAGGUGUCAUCAUGGGAUUGGCCUGGACCGCUAUGGGAGGAUCUGCAUUGUAUAUCGAGGCAUCUUUGCGAAGAAGAUAUAUCCCCAAUCAAAUUGUGGAUGACAAGGAUAAGGCUAAGUCUCCGGAAGGGUCUCUGGAAGCUACCGGUCAUCUGGGCGAUGUAAUGAAGGAGUCUAUGAAGACUGCUUACACCGUAGCCAAAAAUCAGAUGCUCAAAAAAUUCCCAGAGAAUAUGUUAUUGGAGCAAGCACAUAUCCAUGUCCAUGUCCCAGAAGGAGCCACCCCCAAAGAUGGGCCUUCUGCCGGUUGCACGAUCACCACUGCUCUCUUAUCAUUGGCCUUGAAUACGCCCGCCAAACAGAACAUCGCCAUGACUGGAGAAAUUUCAUUAACCGGGAAAGUACUUCCAGUCGGUGGAAUCAAGGAAAAGAUCAUUGCUGCAAAGAGAUCUGGAGUCAAUACGGUUAUCUUGCCAGCUGAAAACAAGAAAGAUUACGAGGAUUUGGCCGAUUUUGUCAAGAGUGACGUCACAAUACACUUUGUCGAGCACUAUGACGAUGUAUUCAAGAUAGUAUUCCCCGAUCUGAAUUAG